Messenger RNA from Momordica charantia (bitter melon), 2498 nucleotides. Its product is annotated as L-type lectin-domain containing receptor kinase VII.1-like. Gene Ontology annotation, biological process: protein phosphorylation. Gene Ontology annotation, molecular function: protein kinase activity; carbohydrate binding; ATP binding. Lineage: Eukaryota; Viridiplantae; Streptophyta; Magnoliopsida; Cucurbitales; Cucurbitaceae. The record is from RefSeq and is a predicted model, not a curated record.
AAUUUAGUCUAUGAUUUAAAAAGUAAGUCAUGUAUUAAAAGAGUAGGGUGUAAAAGCAAGUCGGCAUUGGGGUUUUUCAAGCCUAAUGGCUGACCAGGAAAAUUCGCCAAUGUACGUUGCCACCCGCUAACCCAUCCAACCGUACGCUUCUCUCUCUCUCAAUUUCCUCCCACCGUCUUCUUCUUUUUCUCCAUUUCCCUUUAUGACCUUCUCCUCUGUUUCUUCUCUUCUCCAAUGGCCGCAUCGAAACCCCCAAAUCUUCUUCUCCCAUUUCUUCUCUCUUUCCCCCUUCUUUUCUACUCCACAUCUGCCAUCGAUUUCGUCUUCAACGGCUUCAAUUCAACCGAUGUCUCCCUCUACGGCAACGCCUCCAUCGAAUCUCGAAUUCUCACUCUCACCAACCAAACAAGUUUCUCAGUCGGUCGCGCUCUGUACCCAUCCAAAAUCCCCACCAAGGACCCCAAUUCUUCUCGCGUUUACCCCUUCUCCACUUCCUUCAUCUUCGCCAUGGCUCCCUACAAGGACAUUCUGCCCGGUCAUGGCCUCGUUUUCAUCUUCGUCCCGGCGGCGGGAACCGAAGGAACUAGCUCUGCCCAGAAUCUGGGUUUUCUCAACUUUACGCUCAAUGGGAACCCCAACAACCACGUCUUUGGAAUUGAGUUCGAUGUGUUUGCCAAUCAAGAAUUCAACGACCCCAACGACAAUCAUGUGGGAAUCGACUUUAAUUCCCUGACCUCGAACUCCACCGAAGAGGCUGGGUUUUGGUCGGACGGCGAUCGGAGUGGACAGGAUUCGUUCAAUAGACUGAAGCUUAAUAGUGGCGAAAAUUACCAAGUUUGGAUCGACUACUCCGAUUUUCUGAUGAACGUCACCAUGGCACCGGCAGGGAUGAAAAGGCCGCGACGGCCGUUGUUUAAUGUCUCUGUCAAUCUCUCUGAAAUUUUCAUCGACAAAAUGUUUGUGGGGUUCACGAGCGCCACCGGGCAGUUGGUACAGAGCCACAAGAUUUUAGCCUGGAGUUUCAGUGACACCAAUUUUUCGUUAAGCGAGAGUUUGAUCACCACUGAUUUGCCCUCCUUCGUCCUCCCAAAAGAUCCAAUCACCAAAUCGAAAUGGUUCAUCGCCGGAGCGACAGUCAGCAGUUUCCUCAUCUUUUGUUUUCUCGCAGCGAUUUCGUCGAUUUUGAUCGCCGGGCACCGUAGGAGAGCCAGAGCCAGAGCGGAAAUGGAGGAUUGGGAAUUGGAGUAUUGGCCGCACCGAAUCACAUAUCAAGAAAUCGAGUCGGCGACAAAAGGGUUUGCAGAAGAAAACGUAAUCGGAAUCGGAGGGAGCGGGAAAGUGUACAAGGGGGUUUUGGCCGGAGCCGGAGGAGGUUCAGAAGUCGCAGUGAAGCGAAUUUCCCACGAAAACGGCGGGAUCCGAGAGUUCUUAGCCGAAAUCUCGAGCAUAGGAAGAUUAAAACACAGAAAUCUAGUGAGUUUAAGGGGUUGGUGCAAGAAAGAAAAAGGGAAUUUCUUACUAGUGUACGAUUACAUGGAAAAUGGAAGUUUAGACAAAUGGGUAUUCGAUUGCGAGGAGAGAAACAUGUUAAAUUGCGAGGAUCGAAUACGAAUAUUGAAAAACGUAGCCUCCGGGGUUCUGUAUCUACACGAAGGCUGGGAAUCGAAGGUCCUCCACAGGGACAUCAAAGCGAGCAACGUGUUACUGGACAAGGAGAUGAACGGAAGGCUGGGAGAUUUCGGGUUGGCCCGAGUCCACGCCCACGGCCAAGUGGCCAGCACCACACGAGUGGUGGGCACCAUGGGGUACAUAGCGCCGGAGCUGAUCCGCAGCGGCCGAGCAUCGGCUCAGUCGGACGUGUUCGGUUUUGGGGUUAUGAUUUUGGAAGUGAUGUGCGGGCGGAGGCCGAUAGAGGAGGGGAAGACGCCGCUGGUGGAAUGGGCGCGGCGGCUGGCGGUUGAAGGGGAACUGAGGGCAGCGGUGGACGAGAGGGUGAGGAAGAAGGGGGGGUGGAGCGAGGAGGAAGUGGAGAGAGUGCUGCAUUUGGGGCUGUUGUGUGCGCACCCUGACCCGGCGGCGCGCCCCACGAUGAGGCAAAUUGUGAAAGUUUUGGAAGGAAAUUUGGAAGUGGACCAGAAUGAAAGCGAGAGCGUGAAUGCUUAUUUGCUUCAGAGAUUGAAGUCACAAGAAAUGUGGUCCGAUUCUUCCGUUGGUUUUGGGCAUAAAUUGCAUCCUACUUUUGAGGAUUUUCUGCAGUCUUCUUCAACUUCCCUCUCUUGGUCUACUUCUAUUGUUACCGGCAGGUGAAGGAUUGAAGUCCCUUUUUUCUUUUUAUUGGUUACAUCAAUUAUAGAUUGUCUGAGACUCGAGAGUCAUUGUUAUUUCUCUACUGGACAUAAAAGAAGUAGGGCUUCUGAAGAGUGUUUUGUUUUGGCUAUAUGGCCGUUUGUUUGAUAGAAUAAUUUUCUAAAAAACGGCUCAUGGAGUUUUUUUUUUUU